GGCCUCGGCGGCUGGUUGCGCGUGUCCGCCGCUGGCUCCGCUCUAUCCGGCUUUGCUAGGGGAGGUGAGUCCGGCCGCGGCGGCACCGGCGGCUGAGAAGGCGGCGGCUGAAGAGAAAGCGGUCACGGCGGCUGUGGAGAAAGCAACCGUGGGCACGGAAGCCGGGUGGGGGGGAGGGGGGGAGACGGAGCAGCCUUGAGCCCUGCAGGGGCCGUCGCGCGGGGGACCCACCCGCUCUCCCCCCCAACCCUCCUCAGCACAAGCAGCCGGCGGCGGCGGGGGCAGGAGUCAGCCUGCUUCCGACCGUCCCCCGCCCGCUUCCCGGGGCUCCUAUUCUUUGGCCCCGGGACCCUAACCUCCUCCGGGGCGGUUCCCUGUGUCUGGGCGUCCGAGUGCUGCCCACCGCUCUUUCAUUCCCUCCCUGCACCUUCUUCCCUUCACUUUUGCCGGGGUUCUCUCUCUCCUCUUCUGUCCUGCCUGUUGCCUCCUCGCCUCACUCUCUUCCUCCAGCCUCCUUCCCUGGCUCAUUCUGCCCAGGAAAGUUUGGUACAUCUCCCCAAACCCCCUCAAUCAGGUCAACCAGACUGGAGUAGGGGGAGAUGUAGGAAGGCCUGAGAGUUCGAGGGGAGGGAAGCUAGAAGCUGGUUUCCCUGAUAAUUUCCCCUCAUCUUUUUUGAUUUAGAGUGGUUGGAUUUUUUUUUUUUAAUUGUGUUUUUGAGGAGGUGGGAGGUGUUUAGAAAAGGAUGUGGGAAUGGAAGGGGUAGAUGAGUCAACCCUCUUACAAGAUUCCAAGGGUGGCGUCUUACCAGAUCUUUUUCGUGUGUGGAGUUCAGGGGGUCGGGAGGUUUGGCCUUUAUUCCCACAUUCAAAGUUGGAACCUCCCCCCAUUAAGAAUGGAGUUUUAGUAUCCACUUGUAGCAGGAAUCCUGGGGGGAAGGGGCCCUUUUCCCUUUUUCUUUUCCUUUUUUUUUUCUUCUUAUUUUAUGUUCUUAACUUUUAUUUUGACAACCCACACCCUUCCACACUCUCACCCAAAAAUCGAACACCCAAGAUCCUCCAACUUGUCUGGAUUGACUGAUGAAGACAUAAAGCCAGUUCCGCUCUAUGUUUUUUGAGGUGGAGUGAGUGGUUUUUCUUCAUUUUUUAAAUGGCCAAAUGACAGCUUGACCCAGUUUGCUUUCCAAUCAAAGGGCAUUUUUUUGAAUGUCUCUUUGUGGCACACGAGCCAACGCAAAAAUGAUGGCGGCUUACAAUGGCGGUACAUCUGCAGCAGCAGCAGGUCACCACCACCACCAUCACCACCACCUUCCACACCUUCCUCCUCCUCACCUUCACCACCACCACCACCCUCAACACCACCUUCAUCCGGGGUCGGCUGCUGCUGUACACCCUGUACAGCAGCAUACGUCUUCGGCAGCUGCGGCAGCCGCAGCGGUAGCUGCGGCCGCAGCCAUGUUAAACCCUGGGCAACAACAGCCAUAUUUCCCAUCACCGGCACCGGGUCAGGCUCCUGGGCCAGCUGCAGCAGCCCCAGCUCAGGUACAGGCUGCUGCAGCUGCUACAGUUAAGGCGCACCAUCAUCAGCACUCGCAUCAUCCGCAACAGCAGCUGGACAUUGAGCCGGAUAGACCUAUUGGAUAUGGAGCCUUUGGUGUUGUCUGGUCAGUAACAGAUCCAAGAGAUGGAAAGAGAGUAGCACUCAAAAAGAUGCCCAACGUCUUCCAGAAUCUGGUCUCUUGCAAAAGAGUCUUCCGGGAAUUGAAGAUGUUGUGUUUUUUUAAACAUGAUAAUGUACUCUCUGCCCUUGACAUACUCCAACCUCCACACAUUGACUAUUUUGAAGAAAUAUAUGUUGUCACAGAAUUGAUGCAGAGUGAUCUACAUAAAAUUAUCGUCUCUCCUCAGCCACUCAGCUCAGAUCAUGUCAAAGUUUUUCUUUAUCAGAUUUUGCGAGGUUUGAAAUAUCUCCAUUCAGCUGGCAUUUUACAUCGCGACAUUAAGCCGGGGAAUCUCCUUGUGAACAGCAACUGUGUUCUAAAGAUUUGUGAUUUUGGAUUGGCCAGAGUGGAAGAACUGGAUGAAUCCCGUCACAUGACUCAGGAAGUUGUUACUCAGUAUUACCGGGCUCCGGAGAUCCUCAUGGGCAGCCGCCAUUACAGCAAUGCUAUUGACAUCUGGUCUGUCGGGUGCAUCUUUGCAGAGCUGCUGGGCCGAAGGAUACUGUUUCAGGCGCAGAGCCCCAUCCAGCAGUUGGAUUUGAUCACAGAUCUGUUGGGCACGCCAUCACUGGAAGCGAUGAGGACAGCUUGUGAAGGUGCUAAGGCACACAUACUCAGGGGUCCUCACAAACAGCCAUCUCUCCCUGUACUCUACACCCUUUCCAGCCAGGCCACACAUGAAGCCGUUCACCUGCUUUGCAGAAUGUUGGUCUUUGAUCCAUCAAAAAGAAUAUCCGCUAAGGAUGCCUUAGCCCACCCCUACCUAGAUGAAGGGCGGCUGAGAUACCAUACAUGUAUGUGUAAGUGCUGCUUUUCCACCUCGACGGGAAGAGUCUACACCAGUGACUUUGAGCCUGUCACCAACCCCAAAUUUGAUGACACCUUUGAGAAGAACCUCAGCUCUGUCCGACAAGUUAAAGAAAUUAUCCACCAGUUCAUUUUGGAACAGCAGAAAGGAAACAGAGUACCUCUCUGCAUUAACCCGCAGUCCGCUGCCUUUAAGAGCUUUAUCAGUUCCACCGUCGCUCAGCCGUCUGAGAUGCCACCGUCUCCUCUGGUGUGGGAGUGACUGUGGAAGGCACUGUACUACUGAAGAUGUAAUGUAGCUUUCACUGGAGUCUGGGGUUUGCAAUUCUGGAGGGUUAAUCAUGCUUGUACUGUAAUUUUACUAAUGAAGUUUUAAAUUAACAACCACUACUUGUAUGAUAUGAAUAAUAUUUAGAAAUGUUACUAGACUUUUAAUCUUGUAAAGUGGUUGUGCUUUUAGAAGAAAAAAACUAUUUUACCCAGAGUUGCACAUGGUUAAAGAAUUCAGUGCAGCUGUUGUGGCUCACCUCAGAACAAACGAAAAUUGAACCAAAUUUGGGCAUUUGGGGUUUAUGUUUUUAUUUUAUUAUUAAUAUUUUUUAAUGAAGUAAGAUUGUUCACAUGUAUACACUCACACAGAGGACAGUCAUACAUUUUGAUAUUUGAGCCAUUCCUAAAGAUUAAGGGUUUUCUAAAACUAAAGAAUCUAGAAAGUUUGCCAGUGACCAAUCAUGGAGCCACGUGAGCUGAUUGUGGCUGCGCCUGGGGGAUGGGAGGGGAGGGGCCACCUAAUGAUCAGGCCUUGUAACUGGCUUCUCAUUAGAGUCAUGCUGGUGACGUGUGCUGUCUCACCUCCAAUGCUGUGCGUAGAGAGAAUGAGUAUGUGACUAGGAGAGACUAACCCUCUGUUUCCCUUACCCGGUAUAAAUAUAUAUAUAUAUAUAUAUUUAAUCUAUUUUUAUUAGAAGUUUUUCUGCUCUUUCUUACAUAAAAAAAAAAAGACCCAAGCAUGCAUCUUUCCUGUGUAAAUAAUUCAUUUCUGGGCUAAUUUCAGAAGAAUCCCAGCACUGCUGUAUAACUGGCUUGCACAUUCUAGGUCUGUGAAAUUCUGUGAGACUUUUCCUGCACUGGACAGUGAAAAAUAAGAAAUAAAAGACAAAAAGAAGUUAAAAAAAAUUACAGCCACAAAGGCACAUAGGGAAUCAUGUCAAAUGUGUUUGUGUCCUUAGGCACAGCUGUGGGAGUCUUGAAAUGUCACAGUAGUAAAUAACUUAUUACUUUUUGACAAAUUCUUUUUCCUGCUGGAACACUGAACUCUGUGCAUAUGUAAAUAGGAGCACCAAUCGAAGGCCUCUACCUCCUGGAGUUACACAGCUCGGCUUGUUACCUCCACACGCUGAUGAUGACUUUUUUUUUUUUAAGUUCAAUGUGGAGACUUGAAACUUGAAUGUCCCUUCCAACUUUUAUAUUAAAAAUAAAAAGACAAGAAAAUUGAAGAGCGUUUUUCACCUGUACGAGGAGGACUAACGGAUCGUCUUAAAAAUGGUCUAGGAAAAAGGUUGGUGUGUGUUACGGACAAUUAACUGUUAAAGUUAUUGUAAGUUAUCUGUAUUUAGCAGAGUAUUUUCAUCUUGAGUGAUCUGAGCUGAAUUUGAAGACUAUUAAGUUAUAUUUGGAAGUUUUAACUUCAAUGAAGUAAUUAUUUGCUGUGAAAGAAACAAACAUUGAAUUACUAAACAAAGAUGGUGCAAUAUCUUUGUUGUUGUUGUUGUUGUUGUUUUUUUAUGAGGCUCCUGAGAAUCUUCCCAACCGAAGCAUUUCAAUUCACUCGAGUGAGAAACGUGUUUAGUAUCAAAAGAGCCCGAGAAGACACUGGUAUGAAAGGUACAAUCUCAGAGGUUGGUCAGUUACCGUGGCACACUUUCUGGUCACUUUGUACAAUGUAGAUUUGAAGUACAGUGAUGAGAACAUUAAACGUGACAUUGGAAAACGA
Messenger RNA from Rattus rattus (black rat), 4518 nucleotides. RefSeq names its product nemo like kinase (gene Nlk). Gene Ontology annotation, biological process: protein phosphorylation; intracellular signal transduction. The transcript has 11 exons. Gene Ontology annotation, molecular function: MAP kinase activity; ATP binding. NCBI's taxonomy places the organism in Eukaryota, Metazoa, Chordata, Mammalia, Rodentia, Muridae. Gene Ontology annotation, cellular component: nucleus; cytoplasm. The coding region runs from base 1204 to 2787 and encodes 527 amino acids. The record is from RefSeq and is a predicted model, not a curated record.